GGGGAAUCCUGUUAUUUGUGUAUUUAUUUGUGUGUCCCAGGGCCCCUUCAAUACCCUCCGUAGCCAUUUUGGCUCAAGCCGGCUGGCCCAGGCGCGCGCGGCAUGCCCACCUCCGCUGCCGGCCCGCGCGCGGGCGCCGGGCGGCGCCGCCGCCGGCCUACCGGCAGGUUCGCCUAUUAUGUGUCGCGCAGGGCGGCGGUCCGCAGGGAUUGGCGGAUGCUCCGGAGGGCGCCCGCGCGUUGGAGAGAGGACAAGGCUCUCGUGCUUGCGGCCGUCCGGCAGAAUGGCAUGGCCCUCCGGUUCGCCAAGGGAUCGCCGCUCUCCGACCGGGGCCUGGUCGAGGAAGCGGUGCGGAGCAACUGGCGUGCCCUGCGUCAUGCUGCGAAGGAGCUGCGGGAGGACGAGGCACUUGUGCGGGGCAUUGUGGAGCAGGAGGCCGAUGCGAUCCAGCUGGCGCCGGAGCGCUUGAGACGCGACCGCGAGUUCGCCCUCCGAGCUGUGGAGAGGAACUGGGAGGUGCUCGAAUUCCUCCCCCGCGAGCUCCGGGCAGACCGUGGCGUGGUCCUCGCCGCGGUGGGGCAGGACGGCCAGGCGCUCAAGUUUGCAGCGGCCGCACUGCGCGCAGAUCGGGGCGUGGUGCUGGAGGCGGUGAGGCGCAGCGGCGACGCCCUGGAGUUUGCUUGCGGGGACCUGUGCGCAGACCGCGUGCUGGUGAUGGAGGCGGUGCGGCGCAGCUGGCGCGCGCUGGAGUUCGCCUCUGAGGCGCUCCGGUGCGACGCCGAGGUCGUCGGGACGGCCUUGCGACAGAGCUCUCAGGCGCUCAACUUCGUCGGGGCUGCUCUCCAGGACGAUCCGGCGAUGGCCGCGAAGGUGUUCGCUGGAGGCGCCGCGGCACCCGGCGGGCCGGCCGCGGCUGGCGGCGCGGCCGCCAGUGCCGCCGAUGGGGCGGGGGCCGCCAUCGGUGCGGCGGAGCAGGAGGCAUUCGCGGCGGGGCGCGGAGGCGGAGCCGCCGCGGCGCCGGGCCACCCGGCGCGCACGGUGGGCGCCGCGGCUCCAGGGGCUGGGCGGGGCGGCUCCGCGGUGUGGAUCGCCAGGGCCGCGAGAGGUCCCGUGAGAUUCCCGGCGGCGGGGCGGGCGACCCUGACGCAGUGGGCCGGGGCGCACCUGUACAGAUAUUGAGAGCCGAGACCGGAGGAAAAAAAAGGCCCCUUCAAUACCCCGGGGAGGGGUCGAGCAGCCGUGAGUAUCGGUACCUUCAGGUGGCCCCUCACGAUGAGGCGAUGGGGGGG
This is a messenger RNA of Prorocentrum cordatum, 1289 nucleotides long. NCBI's taxonomy places the organism in Eukaryota, Dinophyceae, Prorocentrales, Prorocentraceae. The record is from the annotation of a GenBank genome assembly.